Camellia sinensis is the source of this 3191-nucleotide messenger RNA. Lineage: Eukaryota; Viridiplantae; Streptophyta; Magnoliopsida; Ericales; Theaceae. The record is from RefSeq and is a predicted model, not a curated record.
AUUUACCAAAAAUAUCCGUCACGGUUGGAAAACUUUGAGCUUGGCAUUGCGAAACGGAAGCGUGUGUAAUAUUCGGUAGUCAUCGUUGUCCCACAUGGCAUGCGUGAGAUGAGACCCGGUUCUCCACAGACGCCCGCGAUCUCAAUCUCACUCUCACUCCCUCUCCCUCUGCAUAAAUCCUUCAUUAUUUUUCUAUUCGAUUGGUGAAAUAGGGUUUUGUUUCAACCAAUUCAAUUCAAUUCAAUUUAUCCACUCGGCGGAGUCCACAGAUCUGACGGAACCAUCAUUUGAUCUCGUCAACUACAAAGGUUGUUGAUGGGAAAAGAACGUUGAAUUCUUGUAUAACAAGCCACGGUGGUUCCAAAUAGUGAAACAAUGUCGACAGAGGGCGUGGAUGUUGGUGAGAUGAUUGAAAAGCACGCAGAAGAUGGUAUAAAACCUGACAAACAGCUGAUUGGCACGGACAAUGGAAGUGGUGAAAAUCUUGUUGAAGAGAACGGGUUUCAUGACAGUAACACAUAUACUAGUGAUACUCAAGAUGAACUUGUAGAAAUGGUUUUAGAACUCAAUUUCCAGAAUGAGUACUUGAAAUGUCAGUUUGAGAGCUUGAAAAAUUUCCAGUCAGAAUUUAGUGAGACUAACCAACAAAAGUGGGCAAUUGAGCGAGAUGGUGGGCGAUCUGAAGAUUUGAAAGAGCUCCAUGAAAAGGUAGAAUCUAUGAAUAGAGAACUUACGGAAGAAAAACAAACACGCGGUGCUGCAGAGGAGGCUUUAAAGCAUCUUCGAGCUGAAUACUCGGAGGCAGAUGCAAAAGCCCAGGAGCUUUCUACCAAGCUUGCUGAAGCUCAACAGAAGAUGGAACAAGAAAUAAAAGAGCGUGAUGAGAAGUACGCAGAACUUGACUCCAAGUUAAACAGGCUUCACAAACGAGCCAAGCAGAGAAUUCAAGAGGUUCAGAAGGAAAAAGACGAUCUUGAGGCACAGUUUCGUGAUCUGAAGGAAAAAGCCGAUCAAGCAUCAUCUCAACAGUCAUCAUUGCAGCAAGACCUGGAUCGCACACAGAAACAAGCGAAUGAAGCACUGAAAGCAAUAGAUUUGGACAGACAACAACUACGAAGUGCAAAUAAUAAACUUCGAGACAACAUUGAAGAACUGCGUCGUUCAUUGCAACCCAAAGAUAAUGCUAUUGAGGCAUUACAACAAUCGCUUUUGGAGAAAGAGCAGAUGUUGGAAGACAUGAGAGGGUUACUGCAAACAGCAGAUGACAAAAGGCAAGCUGCAAUAGCUGAGCUCUCUGCUAAACAUCAGAAGCAAAUUGAGAGUGUGGAAGCCCAACUUGGUGAUGCAUUAGCAGAUAGAAGCAAAGCAACCGAAACAAUUUCCUUUUUGCAGGGCCUAAUUGUCGAGAAAGAGUCUAAGAUUGCAGAGAUGGAUGCAGCUUCAAGUGGUGAAGCAGCACGGCUUAGAGCUGCUAUGGAAACUUUAAAAGGAGAGCUUAUUCACCUGGAACACAAGCAUGAGAAAGAAAAGGAGAAUUGGGAAGCUACAACCCACUCACUCAAAACCAAGUUGGAGGUUGCUGAGAGUAACUGCAUACGUAUUGAAAUUGAAGCUGCUAAAAUGAGAAGUCAGCUGGAAUUAGAAUUGUCUGUGCAAGUUCAGCUGCUAAGUACAAGGGAUGCUGAAUUUAAGGCUGCAAAAGAGGAGAUCAACCGUGUCGAAACUGAAUUUGCUUCUUACAAGGUUCGAGCUCAUUCACUUCUUCAGAGAAAGGAUGCAGAACUAGCCUCGGCUAGGGACAAUGAACUGCUCAAAGCGCAGGAGGAAGCCCUAAAAGAGGCUGAGAAAGAAGUAUUGUUGGUAUCUGCCGAAAGGGAUAGGGCCAUUCAAGAGCUUCAGGAUGCUCUUGCUAAUCAUGAUAAAGAACUUGCUGCCAGAGAUUCAGCUCUUAGCACUGUUGAGCAGCAAAUAAAGAGCAUGGAAAUCAAGCUUAAUUCUGAUAAUGCUCGGUACCAAUCAGAGAAAGAAGCAUGGGAAAUAAGCCUUCAGAAUUUGGAAGAAACUUGGCGAUUGAGAUGUGAAGCAGUGAAGACUCAAAAGGAAGUGUCUCCUUGUCCAGAUCUAAAAAUUGAACUAGAAGAUUUGAAACUACAGUAUAAAAAAUUGAAGGAAGAACACGAUUCAUUUCGUGAUCUGGCUGAUAAAAUGAUUGAGGAGAAGGACAAAGAGAUCUCUAAGCUUAUAGAUGACAAUAAGAAUCUUCAGAAAUCACUAGAAUUGAGACCACAGGCUGAGCACGUUUAUAGUUAUGGCACAGCUUUCCAGAAACAAGAUGAGUCUUAUACAAGCACCUCAGCAGCAGAACAGCAGAUAUUGAUUUUGGCAAGACAACAAGCUCAAAGGGAGGAAGAGCUGUCGCAAUCUCAGCGGCACAUUCUUGCACUCCAGGAGGAAAUUGAGGAGCUUGAACGAGAAAAUCGUCUCCACAGCCAACAGGAAGCCAUGCUGAAGGAAGAGCUCCGGAACAUGGAGAGAAUGAAAAAGAGGGAAGGGGUAGAUAUGACGUAUCUUAAAAAUGUAAUCCUAAAGCUUCUUCAAACAGGUGAAGUGGAGGCUCUGCUACCUGUGGUUGGAAUGCUUCUUCAAUUCAGUCCUGAUGAGAUUCAGAAGUGUCAACAAGCCUACCGCAAUUCAACAGAUGUUCCACCGAGCCCAGCAAGUGAUGCAUCAGGAUCUAGCCGCUCUCUUUUCUCCAGAUUUGCAUUUUCUUGACAGCGGAAACAAUUGUGAAGGAAAUACUUUCGCUGUGGGGAGAAGAACUAUCUGGCAACCAUGAUCCACUGGCAACAAUAUUUGGCUCUUUGGCCAGAGGCUGGGGGAAGCCGGGAUGGAGGGAAGUCACUGUAAUUCAUAUAUAUUCUUUUUGUAACAACAAACUUUAUAUAUUAAACACUGUUGAGAUUAUUGUAAAGAACUAUAAUACGAUAGGAAAUGAAACACAUCAAAUGCAAGAGAUGAAGACCUCCUGUAUGGCGGGAUUUUGUGGAGUACUGUGAAGACACCAGAGUUAUUUGGUUUUCAUUUAGUUUUUUUUUUUUUUUUUUUUUUUCUCAUUUUUUGGCAUAGCAGAAAAGAGUAUAGUAUUUGUGACUAAUUUAUAUAUGACAAUAUCUUACUGAAAUUUCUUGUUA